UAUACAUUUGUUUAAAACUUUAUGGUGUAAAGCGAAAGCAUUUCCAUCAGCUCUGACACUAUGUCCCCCCUCGCCAUGCUGAGAGAUUGGUAUGACCCGGUGUGAGUGUGCAGCGUGCUGUGUAUGCAGAGUGGUGCUCACACAUGGUGUUCCCCUCGUACUUCUCUACUCGUCACAGGUAUCAUCUGGUGUGUGGACAUUGAGGAUUGCUGGGGACAUUCUGUCUAUGGAAUAAAUCAUGCCUCACAGAAAGAAGAAGCCCUUCAUAGAGAAGAAGAAAGCAGUAACUUUUCAUCUGGUCCACAGAAGUCAGAGGGAUCCACUAGCUGCUGAUGAAACUGCUCCACAGAGAGUUUUACUACCUGCUGAUAAGGUAGAUUCAGAUAAAAGGAGAGAAGAACAAAGAACAUUUGGUGUUUUCUUUGAUGAUGACUACAAUUACUUACAGCACCUUAAAGAAGUGGGCCCUGCUGAACUUGUUCCUUCUGGACGGCCACAAAGUAGGAUUAUUGUGACUGAGGAUGGAAAGGUAGAAGAAGAAGAAGUGGAACAAAUCCAACACCCAACUAUAAACUUACCUUCUUCAGUGUUUGCAUCUGAGUUUGAGGAGGAUGUAGGAUUAUUGAACAAAGCUGCACCUGUUCGAGGUCUUUGUCUGGACUUGGACCCUGAUGUUGUGGCAGCACUAGAUGAUGAUUUUGACUUCAGUGACCCUGAAAACCAAUUGGAGGAUGACUUCAUAUUAAAGGCAAAUGAUCUUGUCAGUAAGGAUCAAAGAAAUGAGAAAGAAGGGGAUGAUGACGAAUGGGAAGAUGUUGACGAUGAGGAAGAGGAUAGUGAUGAGAGCCAAGAUGAUGACUUUGACUCAGAUGGCCCCCUGUCUGAUGACGAGAGCAGAGGUGAAGAUGGCCAGAUGAAAGAGUUCCUGUUCAUGCAGGAAGAGACGAAGAGUCGCUUCUCACAAUAUUCUAUGUCUUCGUCUGUUAUGAGGAGAAAUGACCAGCUCACCCUUCUGGAUGAGCGCUUUGAAAAGUUUUAUGAGCAGUUUGACGAAGAUGAGAUUGGUGCCUUGGAUAAUGCAGAAUUAGAGGGAUUUAUUCAGACAGAUAGUGCUAGACUUCAAGAUGUGGUAAAGGACUACUUCAUACAGAAAGCAAAAGAGUGUGUAAAGUUAAAAGAUUUAAAACCCAGAGAAGGUUUGGAUUUGAUUGAAGAAGAUGAAGUGGAAGAGGAAAUGCAAACUAUAGUUAUAGAAGAGCCUUCUGAAAAGUGGGACUGUGAAUCAAUACUCAGUACAUAUUCAAAUUUAUAUAAUCACCCCCAGAUAAUUAAAGACCCACCAAAGACCAAGCCAAUAAAGGUAUCUGCCAAAACUGGCAUUCCACUGGGUGUUCUGCCUGGAAGGGGGCCUACAGCCAAACAAGUAGAGCGCAUGGAAAGGAUUAAUGAUGGAGAUUUGCCCAGAGUUUCUACGCAGCAGCGUUCUAAACAUGAAUCCACGGAAGAGAAGAAAGCAAGGAAACAGGCUAUAAAAGAAGAAAGAAAGGAACGCAGAGUGGAAAAGAAAGCCAAUAAACUUGCCUUUAAAGUAGAAAAGAGCAGACAGGAGAAGGAACAACUGAAUUUGAGACAAAAUCUUCAAGGACUUAAGAUUGCUUAAUAUUUUAACAGCCAACCAAAAGACUGGGAGUUCCUUUUCUGUCAUACUUGCUGCUGCAGCAAGAACGUUUUUGGCAUUGUGGUGUGUACUAUACAUUACUGCAUCAUGCUGCAUAUUACUUUUUACAAAGUAUCUUCACUUCAAAGUUGUUUCAGAAAUGUAUUUAAGUCUAUUGAAGAAAAAUAUGGAUUUUGAACGUGAGAUACUUUAUAUACCAAGGAGGUGUGUACAAUGAUUUGAACAACAAUAUUUAAUUUGUUGACAGUUUUUCUAUUGCCUUAUUAAUUGCUAUUUUGGAUUCUAGCAAGUAUGAUUUAUGUUUUAAAAAGAAUCAACUAAAAAACGACUCCUCGUGCGUUACUGUCGGCUGUUAAAGUUUUCCUUUAACCCUUCCGCUGCAAGAGGUUUUUUCACACACACGCUCGGCUCAAAUGCACAUUUUGUGCAAAAACACAAAAAAAAAAAUCUAAAAUAUAAGCACCGUUGUGCACCAUUGUGCUUCCACUAUGUCUACAAAUUUGUAAGAAAAGUCUGAUAUCUCCGUCAAUGUAAAGCUGUAUCACUUUUUUUUUUUCCUUAAGGCAAGCUUCCUGUCUCCUCAACUAAGCUGUAAGUUCCUCUAUGUGCAUUAUAUCAUGUACUGCUCUAAUCCAAUGAUGCACAGUGGGGGAAAGAAUGGGAUUUCCAAUGUGCUGGUAUACAGGUUGUCUUUGACAUGUUUAAAAGUUGUUUUAUGUCAAAAUGUCUAUACUUUCAUUUUGAAAGAGGGCUAAGGUGUAGCAGACAGGCUACUGGACCAUGGACAAGGGAAAGGUCCAUAAGAUCCUUAAUGCACAUACAUCCUGCCAGUUAGAUUGAACUCUAGGGCAAGUGCAAAAAAAUAUGAUAGCGUGUUGCCCUGUCUUCCCCAUAUCGCCAACAGGUGGGAUCGACCUUGGGAAACACUCUGUGUAUUCUGUUUGGGAACUCUAUACUUUUCUAGUUAGGAGUCUCUGCUUCCUGCAGUCUCACAGAAAUAGAAGAUUGGUGUGUAAAGUAGAAAAUAAAGUCACUUUGGUCUGCA
Rana temporaria (common frog) is the source of this 2723-nucleotide messenger RNA. RefSeq names its product LTV1 ribosome biogenesis factor (gene LTV1). The record is from RefSeq and is a predicted model, not a curated record. The coding region runs from base 239 to 1660 and encodes 473 amino acids. Gene Ontology annotation, biological process: ribosomal small subunit biogenesis; ribosomal small subunit export from nucleus. NCBI's taxonomy places the organism in Eukaryota, Metazoa, Chordata, Amphibia, Anura, Ranidae. Gene Ontology annotation, cellular component: nucleus; preribosome, small subunit precursor; cytosol. The transcript has 11 exons.